AUGCCUUCGAUAAGCGCUCUCAGUUCGGUUGCAGCAAGCCUCGCGGUUCUGCAUGGAGUUCAUGCCGCGUUUGACAACACUUCUAGUGCCAACGUCGCAGUAUAUUGGGGUCAAAAUUCGUAUGGCAAGGGAACUGGGGAUCUCGCUCAACAGAGGCUAUCCUACUACUGUGCCAGCGAUGACAUCGACAUGAUCCCUUUGGCGUUUUUGACGACCAUCACCGAUACCACGGGUUACCCUCAACUCAACUUUGCCAACCAGGGUGACAAGUGCACCCUGUUCAAUGGCACUCAGCUAUUCAACUGCUCGGAGCUGGCUGAAGACAUCCCCGUCUGCCAGGAGAAGUACAACAAAACCAUCACCCUCUCCAUCGGCGGCGCUACCUACACCGAAGGCGGCUUCACCAGCGCCGACGAAGCCACCGCCGCCGCCGACAUGAUCUGGGCAACCUUCGGCCCACCACCCGCGGAAAACACCACCAGCAGCUGCAACACCCCGCGCUACAACGCUAGCAACAACACCAUCCUCCGCCCCUUCGGCUCGGCGCAGGUCGACGGCUUCGACUUCGACUUCGAGGCGACAGUCACCAACAUGGCGCCGUUCGCGCAGCGGCUGCGCGACCUGAUGGACGCGGCCGAAGCGGGCGACGGGCGGCACCGCGUGCUGACGGCGGCGCCGCAGUGCGUGUUUCCUGACGCGGCCGACGACCAGUUCCUGAGCGGCGCCGAGGCGGUACCCAUGGACGCCGUGCUGGUCCAGUUCUACAACAACUACUGCGGCGUGCAGGCCUUCGUGCCCGACGCCACCACGCAAAACAACUUCAACUUCGACGUCUGGGACCAGUGGGCGCGCAACGCGUCCGCGAACCCGGGCGGCGUCAAGGUGCUUGUGGGUGUGCCGGCGAGCGCGACCGCGGCGGGCAGCGGGUACCUGAGUGCGGCGGAUCUGGCGCCCGUGCUCGACUACGUCAAGGGCUUCGAGAGCUUUGGUGGCGUCAUGAUGUGGGAUGUUUCCCAAGCGUAUGCCAACGAUGAUUUUCUGAGUGAGGUCAAGAGCGAGCUUGUUGAGGCUGCCGAAGAGGAAGAAGAAGACUGCGACGGCGAGUCCGGCUCAGGUUGGCUGCGUAGCCAGGCUGCUUGA
Messenger RNA from Lasiodiplodia theobromae, 1140 nucleotides. RefSeq names its product Glycoside hydrolase family 18 protein. Gene Ontology annotation, cellular component: extracellular region. The record is from RefSeq and is a predicted model, not a curated record. Gene Ontology annotation, biological process: carbohydrate metabolic process. Gene Ontology annotation, molecular function: chitinase activity. Bases 1 to 1140 code for a protein of 379 amino acids. The transcript has 5 exons. NCBI's taxonomy places the organism in Eukaryota, Fungi, Ascomycota, Dothideomycetes, Botryosphaeriales, Botryosphaeriaceae.